Messenger RNA from Uloborus diversus, 2474 nucleotides. RefSeq names its product mitotic spindle assembly checkpoint protein MAD1-like. Gene Ontology annotation, cellular component: kinetochore; nuclear envelope; mitotic spindle. The transcript has 16 exons. Gene Ontology annotation, biological process: mitotic spindle assembly checkpoint signaling; attachment of mitotic spindle microtubules to kinetochore. Bases 112 to 2346 code for a protein of 744 amino acids. Lineage: Eukaryota; Metazoa; Arthropoda; Arachnida; Araneae; Uloboridae. The record is from RefSeq and is a predicted model, not a curated record.
GUUUACAAAAGUAUAUUGCUGGCUUGAUUUACAUAACGAAUUGUUUGUCAAUCGAUUAUUUGGGUUUCUUGUAAAUUUUUCCUUCUUUUAAAUAUUUUUCUUCAUUGUUAAAUGGCUGAAACACCUAAGGAUAACACUGAAGUUAUCCGUAUGUUGAGAGAUGCUAAGAAUUCUUUAUGGAAAACAAUUACUCCUCUGAAAGACGUUGACAGUGAUUUUAAGAAGUUUUUGCCAUCUUUACCCAAAAUAUCUGCUUCAAGUAGCAGAUUGUUGCAGCCAAAUGUAGCCACUCGGUUAAAUUUUAGUUCAAUGGAUGACUCGGAAGUUUCUGAAAAGUCCUUGUUUAAAACCCAUGAAACACCAGAUAACUUAAAAAGGAAGCUGAUUUUAACUGAAGCAGAACUACAUACUACAAAAGCUAAAUUAAAGGAGCGUGAAUCAAUGAUAAGCGUUAUGGAGCCUGCAAAUAAAAAAGUAUGUGUUAGUUUAGAGACAAAACUGGAAAAGUACAGACAACAAGCUUUGAUUGAUUCCCAAAAAAUUGAAGAGUUAAAUCAGAAAUUGAGAUGGGCUAAAGGUGAAACAACUCAUGCAAAGAACCGUGCUCACGAAGUUGAACGGGAAAAAAAACUUGAAAUGGAUAAACUAGAGUUUCAAAUAAUUGCUCUUCAGCAAGAAUGUAGCAACUUAAAAAUUGAAGUGAAUGGACUUAAAAGCGAGAAAACUGAAAUUGUUCGAAAACUGAACAUUGAAAUUGGAAGGUUAGAAUUGAGAGUAUCGAUGCUGCAGGAAGAGGCUCAAAAAUCAACUGAUUAUAUUGAAGUCCUUAAAAGGAAAAAUAUUGAACUGACGGACAAGGCAGCUUUGUGCAGUUCACUUGAAAAAGAAUUGAAUGAUACUCAAGCUAGAAUAAAAUCUUUAGAAAAUAAAAUUGAAGCUGAUAAAGAUGCAGCGUUAAUAGUAGCCAAUCGACAAGCUGAAUUAAAACUGCUUUCAGAACUGAAGAAAGAAAAUCAAGUGUUGAAAGAAAAAGUUGCAAAGAAUAAAGAAACCAAUGUUCUACUAUAUCAAGAAAAAUUAUGGAGUUAUCAAGAAAAAUUAAAGCAGGCAGAGAGAAAAAUAUCAGUAUGCACUAAAUUACAAGGUGAAAAUGAACAACUUAAAGCUAAACUUUCCCAGUGGGAAGAUCUGUUUGAUGAUGAAAAGACUCCUUAUAAAUCACCCACUGCCUUUUCUCGAAAGUUAUCACAGUAUCAGAAAAAUGAAGCUGUUCUGACCAACAAGUUAUCACAGCUUUCAAAUCAUUGUGAAACUGUGGAGAAACAGAAAAAAGAAUUGGAGGAAUCUAUUAAAGUGCUAAAUCAUCGAUUAACACAGUUUCAAGUGCAUUCACCUCGCCAAGAUUCUAUUAUAAAACGACUACAAAGAAAAGUUAUAUUUUUAACCAAGGAGAGAGACAAUUGUAGGAAACUUUUAGAUUCCUACCUCAGUGAAUCAACGAUAUCAGGCCUUGCAGUAAGUGCGGAACAGAUUAGCCAGCUUGAAGAUUUAAAUAUGGAGUAUAAAAGAGCUUUAGAAAAGAGUGAGAAAGAAAUUGAUAAUCUGAAUGAUAAACUGAAAUGCAUGGCUGAAAACAGCAAUUCAGAAGCCCUAAUGUCUGAUCUGAAGAAACUUAGGGAAGAAAAUUCUUCUCUUGCAGCACAGAUAUCAGACUUGCAUAGUAAAAAAGUUGCCUUAGAAAAGACAAUGGCCAACCAAGUUACGAGUGAAAAUAAUGAUGGCUGGAGUGGUAGAGUACUUCAUUUAAAGUUAAAUCCAUCUGAUAAUGCGAACAGAAACCAUCUCGCCGCAUUUCAUAAACUGCAGGAAGAAAAUGAUGCUUUGAAAAAAAGAAUUAAAGUUUUGGAAGAGGAAGGUAUUGCAGCUUCUGAUGUUACCAUGAAAGUACAGCAAAAAUUAGCCACUGAAGGAGCAGACUCUACUUUAAAAAGUUUACGAGAGCAGCUAGCUGCAGCCGAAAGACAGCAACGAUUCAUCUUGGAAAAUGCUGGAAUCAAAUCAACUGAAUUUCGAGAAGCAGUUUAUAGGCUUUUAGGUUUUCGUAUUGAUGUUCCUACUUCUGAAACCUACAAAUUAUCUCACAUGUAUGCUGAUUCAAGAGAUGACUACUUAUUAUUUCAGAUAAACUCUGAAGGAAUUCAGCUCAUUGAAACUGAAUAUUCCAAACAAAUUACAGAUAAAGUGGAAGUGUAUUUACUUCAACACGAUAGUUUUCCAGCAUUUUUUGCAAGUUUAACGAUGGAAUUGUUUAAUCAGCAAACCUGUAUGCAGAACUCUCAUUGUUAAAACCAAAUGUAAAUUGUGUUGCAAUGCAAGCUGAAGUUGUAGAUAUAUCUGUGUACAUAUGAAGAAUUUCUUAUUUUAUAUUUGAAAAAUUAUUUGUAAUUGAAUGUAUAUCAGAAUAAAACUUCCAU